GGGUCGUCGCCUAGACGCGCAAAUGGCGGCGCGCUCCAGAAGCUGGGGUAGCGACGGCCACUGGAAGCGGCUCGCCUUCAAGAACCUGUCCAUCUUCCGGGACCGGGGCGAAGACGAGGAGGAGUGCGGUGGCUGCGUUCGCCUCUCGCUGCCGGACGUGCACAUGGACGACGCCGGCGGCGGAGACGGGCCUUCCGCCAGGCUCCGGCGCUCGCCGCUGGUGGCCCGCGCCAAGUCGGUGGACGCCCGCGCCAUGCCGCUGCUCGUCCACCGGCUCUCCAUAUCGGCCGAGCGGCGCACCCCGUCGCCCGAGACGCUGCCCGAGCCGACGUCGCCUCGGCCGCGCUCCCUCUCGCCUCUACUCUCGCCCGCGCCCCACGCCCAGGACCCGGCCAGUCCCAUCGGCGGCAUCCAGCCGGACCUGUACCGCAAGAAGGAGGCGGUGUUCUUCCAGUCUCGCGACGUCUCGUCCCACUCCGCUUCAGCCACCUUGGCCGCCCCGACACACGCCGGAAGGCUCCACUUCCGGCUCAAGUACGACUUCGACAAGUCCGACCUCGUCGUGCACGUCAUCGAAGCCAUGGAACUGGGUGGGCCCCGGAUGGACCAGCAGGGAGGCGGCGGGGGCUUCGGCGAGCCGUGCGUGCGAGUGGCGCUGCUGCCCGAGGUGGACAGCAAGCAGCGGCAGGCGCUGAUGCGGCGCCGCUCUACGGACCCACUCUUCGACGAGACCUUCAAGUUCCCCGUCUCGUUCGACGACGUUCCCGCCAGGACGCUGCUCUUCCAGGUGUUCGACUACGACCGAUUCUCGAGAAACGACGUGACGGGAGAAGUUCGAGUACCCCUGGCCGACGUCGACGUCACGACUGAGACCGAGGUGUGGUGCGACAUCGAGAAGACCGAAAAGGCGAAGCGCGACUGGCCAGAGCUGCUGCUGUCUCUGAGCUACCUGCCUUCAGCGGGGAGACUCACAGUGGUGGUGCUCAAGGCGGCCAACCUGGUGCCCGACUCCAAGGACAAACCUGACACGUACGUCAAGGUGAGCCUGAGCUGCGGCGAACGCAAGCCCAAGAAGCGCAAGACGAGCGUGAAGAAAGGCACCGCCCAGCCGGCCUGGAACGAGGCGCUGAGCUUCGACGUCUCCGAGGAGCAGCUGUCGCGCGCCCAGCUGUGCGUGCACGUGUGGCGACACGGCUCGUCGGGCGUCUCGUGCUCCACCUCGCUGGGCGGCUUCCAGCUCGGACCCGGCGGCGCUGACGUCACCGAAGAAGGCCAGCGACACUGGAAGGACAUGCUGGCCAACCCUCGCCGGGCCGUGGCCCGCUGGCACGCGCUCCAGCCGAAUCCGUAGCCGCUGCCGUAGCGGCCGUGCGGGCGCGGAGCUCACUGGUCGGUGGGAGAGAACCGGCGGCGCUACUGCCGUCGUUGUGACACGAGUCGUGGGUCUUCUGUAUUGUCAACAUGGUUUCUAAAGAGCUGAUGGAAAAUGCGAGCCACCAUAAGUGGCAGGAGUCUUGAGCUCCCGAGGGACUCUCGGAAAAUGAGUUUCUGAAAGCUGGCUCGGUCAGAUGGGUCCCACGUUGAGACGCGUUUGUGCGUCUAACUGCAAAGUGAAGACAUUACCUUCUACUGAGCGUUAGACAAAGUGGAUGUCAGAGAAUUAUCUGGCAUCGUUUCGCUGCUCGAAGGUGCAUUCGACGAACCGCUACAGGCAGAAGGAAUGACGCCAAUGGUUUCGGCGUGUGUUUCUUGAUCUCCUUUUUUAUCUCUGCAAAUCCACGAUCUCAGACUCGUUACUGGAAUCCCUAGUUCUAAAAACCAUCCUCGCGAACGUGCUUCACUUUUUUUUCUGUAACCGCACUUUCUGCACACAAAGUUUUCCUCCGAAGAGAGCGUGCUGAUGGGUAGCUGCUUUCGCGUGAAUAGAGGGGCUGCAUUUCUGUGGAGGUCAUACCAGGCGGAAGGCAUCCUCGUGAUUUCAAACGUGCAGUAUGCCUUCAGUGAACACAAAAGCGUGCGAACAAAUGCACAGACAGAAAUGGAGGAGAAAAAAAGGAACGCUUGGGGCGUUCAUGGUAACUCGUCGCCACACUGCAGAGGCCUGGCUUCAUCUUCGGCCAGGAUUUGUCAUUUGGUGUGGUAGGCUGCCAGAAAUUGGUCUCGACUGCCCCCACAGGGCCGAGAUAAUGUUGAAGUACAAACAGCUCGAUAGCUUUUCUCUCGCUGCUAAGAAACGCGUCGCGCAUGAUUAGCGAGGAAUACAGUUCCGUGUUGCAGGCCGUAACAGCAGCAACACUUACUCUGGCUGCACCCGGUGCUUGCUGCUAAUAGCUGCCAUUUGGAUUCGUUUUCAAGAAAUGAGCAGUUUACUCUAUCACUCAAAUGCAAGUUUGUCCUUGUUCAGUCAUUCCCUAUUUUCCGAGGAUGGGCCCACUGAGGACGACCAGUUCUCAAAACGGAAGUGUGCUUGUUACAGCUGACAGAAUUCGCAAUAGCGUUGAGAGAUCUAGAAUGUGCCGGUAUAUUGUGUCUGAAACACUUCUGCCAUCUCCUGUACUAGUUUAUGCUGAUUACAUCGCUGCUUGGUUUGAAAAACCCUGCAUACUUAAGAAGAAAAAGAAGCUGCGGGCAUUGGCAAUUUAUAUUAGGGCAUGAUACAUGCAACGUAAGUCGUCCUUUGGAAAAAGAAAGAAAAGUUUUGCUCCGGAGUACACUAAGUUCAUUUCUAGCGUUGCCAAAAACACUUUUAAAAUUUCGCAGCGUACUCUCACAAUGACGCCCGCGGAUCUACACGUUCUAUUUCUUCUUGUGAAAUAACUUGCAGUUGGUACAGGGCGAGGGUUAUUCCUGGUAAAAAUGGUGAUGUAAAAAGUACGCUUGCUUUACAUCGAGAACAGCCACAAAAAAGACAGUACAGUAUGCUACGAGCGACACAGCCCUUGAUAUAGUGAAGAAGCAGCGCAAAUAAAAUAAAAUAACUAGAACAAAGAAAAGAACACCCACGAUAGAAGCGAUGAUUAGUCAAUAGAUUAUAAAUGUAGAUGGCUUCCAGACUAAGCGAAAGAUUAAUCGAUAAAUCUAGGAACACUGUUGUUGCGCAGUACGCGAUUACCUAUUUCCGCGAAUUCUAUCAUUACUACCAAAAAUGUACCUCGAAAGCGCCAGUCACCUUAUCUUAAAUUUGAGAGCACAGCUGUUCGUCAUGGUGUCUGCCAGGCAAGCAAUAUAAAUCUACAUGGCAAAGAAGCGCACAGAGCGCUGAUUAGGUAGGUUUUAUUCAUUUCGAUAGAGUCCCACCUGGCUUCUAUCCUCCUUCGUUUUUUUUAUUUUUUUGCUGCGUCACCAAAGUCAGGGCCUUUGGCAGGUGCACCAUCUGCAGCUGUUUGAAAUAGCAGUACAAGUGCUAGCGACAAUUUCACUGCAGCUCUACAGCAUUUCCUAGCGUUAUGUUCAGUAGGUCUUCAGACGAAUGAUUUGUGAAACCUGCGAAACAUGUGGCAGCACCCAUGUCGAAGCGCAACGCUCCCUCAUGAGCUCUGUAUUCACGCAAACAGAUGCAUUCGCACACGAGAACCAUGGCAGGUGUAAGAUGCGGUCGGAAGUUUUUUGGUAAGAGCAUUCUGCGGCUGAUUGCGGGCCUUGCAGUGUGAAACUUGAAGAAUCGGGGCUUUCAACGAAUGGCACCUACGAUUGGUAUUGAAACGGACGAUAAUGAUAUUAAUUUAACACGACGUAGUGAACACUGCAGGCAAAAAUGAAUAGUUUGCAGCGCACUACUCCUGAUGUACAUGCGCAGAGUGAGGAAUCCUAAUUGCAUUCGAGAUUAAGACGGCUACAGCUGGGUGCGACAGUUUUGGGCAAACUAAUGUGUGGUAGCUUCGUGCCAAAACCGCACUUCCGCGGCGUUCCUGCGGGUGCAUGAGAUCAUAGAGACUGCAGUUAAGGACCACGUCUUGCGUGGAACAGGGUGACACUGAAGGAAAACAGAAGCAAGUCGUAGAUCAUUUCCUCGCGGAAAUAGGCGCCGCAGGAUACGUAAACUUCCGUAAGGAAAUGGUACCGAAGAGCCGAAACGCAUUUUCAAUCGCCCGCGCAAUUGGCGAAAGACGGAUUAGAACGUAGCACGGUCAUCCUUGAAGGUAAAGUCACGCAAAGCCUACGACAAGACUACUCAGAGGUGCAGAGGGCAACGUGAUGGCAGUGCACUAUCGCAGUGACGAGGCCGUGUGGACGACGCCAGGAGCUCUCAAGUGGCUGAUCUCUUCGCUUUGCUGUCAACAGAUUAGCAUUCGUCACCUGCGAGAAACGAAGAGCAGGAACCUGCGAGGGCCCAUGUUUGUUUUUUCGGGCUCUACUAGCCUCUCUAACUGCCUGACUGCACUGUCACCGCGUUGUCUGUCAUAUUUUUAUCCAUAGUAUAUAACAACCAUAUUAUCAAAACCUACAUGCAUUUGGUGAAUUCUUGUAGUAUUUUUCAGAUGAACCGGACAGGGAAGAUCUGGGAAAACUUGAACUGAGGCUUAUGACUACACUUCGCCCGUUCAAUUCCGGCAAAACUACGGGAAAUACGCGUGCUACUUGGGUCUUAUACCCAUUUAUCGACGUCCCUUCCGUGGAUCUUCACCGCUUGGUGGAACGGGUCUUCUAAACUAGAGUUGGUUAUAUUUAUUUCGAGAAAAAAUAAUGUAUUCGAGCAGGAUGGCCGAUAGGUACGGUCUCAAGAGUGUGAUCUAAAUGCGAGUCCAAAAAGUACCGCAUGCAGGUGUAAAGCUUACAUCACAUCCGCAGACUUGCACCAUUUGGGCCCCAGUAUUCCUUCAGGUCUCGGUGGUUGGUUAUGUCGAUAGUAGGUCGAUGGUUAUGGCCGUCGCACGAAGAUUCUUCGCUGCAUUCUUUAAACACGGUUAUACUAGGUGUGGCUAUGCGACAUGUACGGCCAGUGAAGUGACGCUACUUUGUACUGUUUUAGGCUUGGGCCAUGGGUUGAAGCACCCCGGCACGUGUGAAGGUCACGAACAAGGUGUUCAGCCACGUUUUCAGCCAUUUGUGAUGCCCGCUUUGGGGCGGGAGUGAGUUGUUGACGCUUGAAGUUUCAGUUCCGCAUGUGGUUCUGUGUUAUGGAGGAAUCGAAGUCGAAUUCCACAGUGGUUAAAUAUUUACAAAAAAAAGAACAAACAUUUGUGUAAAGAAUAAGGCCUUAAAACAGUGUUCUGCAGUCGUUUGCACCUCAAGGCAUGUAAACUAGUCCAUUUUAGAGGUUGUUGGCUUUCUUUCGGCCUGCGCACCGAGAGAUGACUUGAACUUUGUUACUUAAGGCACUUAGCCGAAACAGCAGAAAGUGCUGUCUUCUCGUUUUCUUCCCGCCUCCCGUCCAAGAAAGCCAAUGAGAGUCAAGUUUUGAUGCAUUUUAGAUUUUGUGCAUCAGUGAGAGUAAAAUACGUCGCUUGCUUUAGAGGGACGCUUAAGGAAAAGGUUUUUGAGAAACUUCGUGGUAACCAACGAGGAUGGGCUGUAAAUGAUGCUGUGUUUAGUGGUGUAAGCAUGCCGAACUGAUGUGUGCGGUAUGCAUUAACGGGCGUUCUUGCUUUUUGCGCGCACGUUGAGAGUUAUCUCGCCCGGGCGGCGUUGCUGGUGGUGGCAUUUGCAUUGUUCGAUUACAUCAGGGUGCGCAGUUGUCCCCCGUGUCUUGAGAGCAUUGUUAAUUCAUGGAUAAGUACUUAAACACGUUAAAUUCGACAGUUAGAUCUGUGAUGCGCGUUUCAAGAAAACGUACGUGGUUUUACGCACAAGGACGAACCGAGAUGUCAGGGCAGCCGGCCUCAGAGACACGCAUUUCUGUUUGUCCUGCCAUGUGCUAUCGUUUGUGGGCGCGGGACCACAAAAGUGGAGAUGAGGAGAUUGCUAAAUUGGGUGCAUUUAUUACGCUGCAGCUUGGUCCGAAUUGUAACUUAACGUGCGCUGAUAGUCUAGAGCGAACCUUACAGAAAAAAGCACCUUCGCUUACCUCGUGUGAUGUGGACGGGUGAAAUUCAAAAGCAGCUUAAAUUACUUGUGUAAAAAAAAAAGGGUCUAUCCUAAACGGAGUGAGGGUCGUCAGAGUGCAAGUUUUCGUCAGAAAGAGUUUAGUCAGGAACGCUACCUGAUCACUGCGGCACGACGUACAGAAGUACGAGGACAAACGAGGCGACGAUGACCAUGUUAGCAUCUUCUUUCUGGUGGUUCUAUGCCUUGUAUUGAAAGAAACUGAAAGAAAAUGAAAUAACAGUUUGUUCUGAAGAUGCAUGAAAUACGGGGCACAACAUCGCAACCUUGGUGACAAAGUAUACGACCUCGCUUGGAGAUGCUUCCUUUUGUUUAUCUGCAAGGCGCACGUGUUUUUGUUUGUUUUUUUUUUGCCACCCUGUGAUGUCACCCGCCGAGAACUCUGUUGUCAGCCAUGAAGAACAGCGAUAGCGUGCUGGAAGUUGUCGAGUAAUCAGGGUCCCACUUCCUUUUACCACAGGGUGUGAUGACAUUUCAUUUCAGCCAUCCAGUUGCUCAUUUGCUAUGUAUGGCUGCAGGCUGCACUGGGGAGAGUGCUGUGUUCUGGAGCGCUUAUACGCGAUUGGUCACAGCCACGGAACGUGCCACAGAACACUAAAUUCUGCCAAACUCUAAAGGAUGUAAGCGGUGUCGUGCAAGGCGAACACAGAUGAAAACGAAAACUGCAAACUCUGGUUGCCUGAAAGAUCAGUCUGUAGCAUUAUCGUGAAAGUACGUGUGAUGAUGGAUUGUAGCAGAGUUUUAACCACGUGCUCAAGAGACACUGCUACAGAAGAGCCUUGCACAUUGCGCACGUGAUCUUUCUUGAGCCCAUAAAGUAUUUCAGCAUGGGUGACUUGAGCAGACAUUCAAGACUUAUGGCCUGGGAAAGAUACUGCGUAAAUAAAAAAAAAGAAAAUGUGUAUCUGAAAUGUGUAUCUGAAGAAGGAAAGAGGGGUACUUUGAAGGCUCCACAAAAUAAAGGGCUAUGAUGAAUACCUCGAUGAGCUUUACAGGCGCACUAGAAAAUUGCACCAUAUUGCUUAAAUAUUUCAUCUUAACCUACCAUUGCAGUUAUGGCACAUAAUGGUGUGAGCUUGAUCCCGCAGAAAAUUUAGAGUAUUUCCUUACUGCUCGCCUUUAGGCACGGACACCAAUUCCCCCUGAAGCAAUGUAUAUUUUUGUACAAAAGAUUUACAUGGGCAACUUGGCUCACGACCUUGGUAUAGUUAGUGCUAGUGCAAUGUUCAGCACUUGUUAGUCAUUUAGCGACUACGAAUACGUAUUGUAUAAGAAGCUUUGUCAGUGCAGCACUAAUGUGUAAUUGGUUUUUUAGUUCGAGUCAGCACAACAAAAGAACUAAAUAGGCAGAGGCGACACGCACUGAGCGACCAAGAAAGGCUUCCUGCCAAUCGAAGUGGUGCUAAUUUCAGCCAAUGUAGGAGGUGCAUCACCCAGAUGAAACCGUUCAUGACACCUCUUUCGGCGAGUGCGUGUGUUGCCACGACCUCUCGCUAAUCUUGAGGGUGCAAUCCUUCGGGUCUUUGACUUCUAUGUAAUGCCUUCUUUGUUCCAAGUCACCUAAACACGGGUGUUCUUCGAAAUUUGCGGCCAUUCUUACCUCUGUUGGUAUCUACACUUCAAGGACUUCAUGGUCCUCGCACUUUCCGUGGCCGUGGGCUGAUUGCGCGUAGGCGCUCCCCAAAAUCCCAAAAGUCGCGGAGGGCGGUCCCAACACGGCCGCCGCGCGCUAAGUUGUCGGUGCCCUGCUCGUGUGUCGUGUCCUCCUCCUGUCCCCGGGGACGCCUCCUUGUGAUACGCGCGCCUCCCACCGCGCAACUUUUUUUCGCGGUCCACGCUCUAGUUUUUUUUCUCUGGUGUCCCAACGCAUACAUAUCAGAAACAUAUGUACAGUGUCAAAGUUUUUCCGAGUGUUUUUAUGCAAAAGCGCUGCUGCUACUGCUGCCGUUGUGCGUCUCUCGUUGAGUGUUUGCCUCUUGUGUCCGCAUGGGGGUGGCCCGGAGCGCUGCGCUCGCCUUCAACCGUCCCCGAACAGCGAUGAACCUGUAAACGUAGGUUGUGGUUAUGUGAAAGAUAAGCAGAUUAUGUCUGGUGACCAUGGUGGUAACCAGAAGAACGAAUUAUAAUAUAGAAGAAAGCUGUAUAAUUGAAGCUAGAACUGGUGGCUGGAGGUUGGUUCGCUUUAUGUUUACAAGCUGCACUAUGGUGUUUAGAAGCGCGAAUGCGGAUUCAUCGCAAGACAAGAAACAGUACAAGAGAUUUACGUUAACGUUUGUGUACUUUUUUUGCAUACAUGUGAUAAUUACAUACCAGUGAGUCUGCCCCGCAAGGCAACGUUUGAAAACUGCGGCCGCACAGACCCUGAUGACUCGCCCUUGAAAGUUUAACACUUAAUUGUGAACUUAAUAGACAUAUGUCUCUAGGCAGUAGUAGCAGUGAGCAGGUAUGACACAGAUUGACUCCCAUGUCAUAGAUGCUUAUUGUGUGGAAGUCAGCUAAGGAAUAAUUCGUUCUAAGUGCGUCGCCACACGUGCGAUGCUGAAGUGCGUCAUAUGUGCACCUACACAGUUACCGCGUGUGCCGAAGCAAAAUGAGUGUCAGUGAGUUUAGUCGAUAUAUAUUUUUGUAAUUUAAAUAUUAGGGGCUCACCAUCCUCACGAAGUCAGAGACAUGGCCGAAAUAUUGAACAUUGAACGCGCCUUCCUCAUUAAGUGGUGACUGUAGCACGCAACAGUUUUAGAGGUGAGAAUAGCUAACUUGCCAAUAGUAGAGUUAUAGCUAAUUUCUGUGAUGCGUAAAAGUCUCAUUACAAAGAAAGGCAAAAUGUUAACCUGCAGACUCGCAAGAAGUUGCUUAGUCUUGAAAGGGAAGUUUCUAGGUAAUCUUACUAGGGGUGGUAGUUAUUACGCGAUCUACACUGUUAAAAAAUGUAACAAUGAUUGGAAGGACAACUUUAUUACUUAGAACCACCGCCUAUAAUUUCCUUGAUUACAGGUCAUGUCAUUAGAGGUGCAAGCAUGCCUUCAUCACUUUAAUCUAUUUCGUCAUAUCUACCGUGGCUUUGUUUGUAAGCAAUCCUCUGCUUGGGGAAUGGUUGAAGGCGGGAAGCUGUAUCCGGCCUUGAGUGGCGGAAAGGACUAUUCUGGGUGCCGCGUCGGGUUUUCAUAGUUAGGCGAACCUCUUGUUUCUAAACGUGCCCGCUCUAGUAAAACAAAGUUAGGGUGCCAUGUGCCACUAAAGUUGUUACUGGACUGUUGGUUCGGGCUGUCAGUGUUAUCGCUUAAUGAAAGCGCAAUUCGCUUUGGUCCACUUCACUAGACGUAGGCUUUCUAUCACAUAGAAGGGUGCUUGGCAAACGACGCCGGCGUCGAAUAACGUCGACUUGAGAUUUCUACAGAAAUAAUGCUAUUAUCGUAUCGAUACACUAGGUGCUUCUCCCAAAUUUACUGCCGAAAUUUUGUGCUAUGCGAGCCUGUCUCGAAAACAGCAGUCCGGCCUGCUUGAAGUGGUUACCCAUAUUUAAGCUCGUGAAACAGAGCAAAGUGAAAGCUAAAGCACUAGCUGGCGAGAAUAUGCUGGCUUCGUCACGCUUCUGCAUGGCUACAUGGACGGCACGUGUACGAUGCAUUACAUCUGUUAUUCCUGGCGUUUUGGUUCUUAUGAACGGUUCGCGCGGGUACUAGUGAUAUAGCGAAACCUCUCAGAAACCAUUAAAGUUACCUGCUUGACGUUUAUCUUAUACGCUUGACGUUUCUAGAAGUGGUCGAACAGCGAACAAUGUCAAAGACACACGGGUAUAUCAGCCUUUCGGCUGGCGGUUAGGCUGUCAAGUGAAAAGACGGUUCGAGUAGGACAGAUUUGCAGCGAAACUACGGCGCACAACGGCGUAAAACCUAAAGGAAAGGUAGUUAGUUAUACUACAUGUGGAAUUCGGUCGCUGCACCCUGAAGAGCUUUUUUCACCCAUGGCUGCCCCCAGCAAAGUGCUUUAGGUGCUGUUUGAGGCACGCGUUGCUCAGCCCGAUCCCCAUCUCUCCCUUCUCUGGAGUCCUCGUGGGGAAGAGCUGCUGCUGUACACGUUUGAAGAAAUAUAUAAUACGACCUGUUUCCGAAAA
Messenger RNA from Dermacentor silvarum, 10156 nucleotides. RefSeq names its product synaptotagmin-5. The record is from RefSeq and is a predicted model, not a curated record. Gene Ontology annotation, cellular component: membrane. Gene Ontology annotation, biological process: regulation of dopamine secretion; regulation of calcium ion-dependent exocytosis; calcium-ion regulated exocytosis. The transcript is spliced from 7 exons. Gene Ontology annotation, molecular function: phosphatidylserine binding; clathrin binding; syntaxin binding. The coding region runs from base 23 to 1351 and encodes 442 amino acids. Lineage: Eukaryota; Metazoa; Arthropoda; Arachnida; Ixodida; Ixodidae.